Ornithodoros turicata is the source of this 1416-nucleotide messenger RNA. RefSeq lists its product as uncharacterized. The transcript has 3 exons. The record is from RefSeq and is a predicted model, not a curated record. The coding region runs from base 1 to 1416 and encodes 471 amino acids. NCBI's taxonomy places the organism in Eukaryota, Metazoa, Arthropoda, Arachnida, Ixodida, Argasidae.
AUGGAAAACGUCCCGCCUAGGCUACGAUGGUCGUCAAAGGGAAAGUUUUGCUGCGUAUAUGAAUGCCAUAACAAUCAGUGGGACUCCAGCAAUGCAGAAACACCUGUCAUCUUCUACUCCUUUCCCGGCAAGCCGUACGAGAGAGAAAGAAAAGAGCGUUGGGUAACUGCCGUGCGCAGGGCCAAGUGGAGCAAGCGACACAUACAAUCAAUGCAGCUAUUGGCCGAUGUACAGGUUCUUGAUGAAACACAACACAUGGCACUGCCUGAAGCUGAGGACACGAACUCCUCACUGGACAGCACAGACCCUUUAGAAUACACGUGUACUAUGCUUGACUGUGGGACACAAACUGAAGAUGACCAGUCAAUGCCUUUGUGCGGGGCAACCAUCGCAGCCUCAUUUUCAGUUUUCCUAUGCACAAUAACUAGUGAUGGAGCAGCAUCACAAAUCUUGCACAAGACUACAAGAGAUGCAUCUACAUCCCCUGCAGUAAUUGCAACAGUGACCAGUUCAUCCGGGCCAACAGAAAGACAAUGUUGGUUUGCAGGAUACGAAAGUGUGGCAUACAAUUCUGAUGCACUUCAUGGGCUCACAAACGUGUCAGCUGCUGUGUUUGCUCUCCUCCUCAGUGUACUGCAAACUGCAGCAACAGUGCGUGAGGGUGAUAUAAGCCUUCCAAAUAAGUUGCUGCUGUUCCUUAUGAAAUUGAAAUUAGGCAUAUCGUUUGUAUCACUCAGUUUUCUGUUUGGCAUCCAUCCAUCCACAGCAUCUCGAAUAUUCCAGUUUGUACUUUACAAACUAGCAAGUGCAACAAGAGACUGGAUAUUUGUUCCCAGCCGUGCAUCUAUACUGUCUGCAAGUCCACCUUGUUUCAAGCUUCACUAUCCCACGUGUACAUUUAUCUUAGACUGCACUGAGAUCCGAACGGAAACACCUCCAACAGUGCAACAACAACGUGCCCUGUUUUCAGCCUAUAAAAAUGGUUACACAGUAGUUAAAUUCCUUGUUGGUGUUCUCCCAAAUGGGAUGGUUGCAUUCAUUUCAAAGGCAUAUGCUGGACGAGCAACUGACUCAUUCAUUACUGUCAACUCUGGAUUUUUAAAUCAUGUACAGAGAGGAGAUGUUAUUCUUAGUGACAAGGGCUUCCCUGGGAUAAGGACAGACAUGAAAAACCUGGAUGUUGUACUAGUGAUGCCUCCGUUCUCAAGUGGAGGUCAAUUUAGUGAAGAAGAGAUGAGGACCACGUAUAAUAUUGCACAAGUUCGUAUUCACGCGGAGCGAGUCAUACAGAGGAUCAAAAUAUUCAACGUCUUAAACACUCAGGUUCCAGUAAGGCUCCUGCCACACAUCGACAACAUAUUUCACAUGUGUUGUGUGUUAGUAAACUUGCAAAGUCCUAUCAUCAAGGUUCAGUAG